UUGCUGGAACCCUAUUUGCAGGUCCUGUCGAAGAGAAUUCAUUAUGGGAAAUUUGUCGCUGAAGCAAAAUUUCGAGCCUCACCAGAUGUCUAUAAGGCUGCCAUAAGAGCACAAGACAGCAACGGACUGAUGGAUUUGUUGACCUACCCUACUGUUGAAGAGGCUAUCACGAGGAGAGUAGAAAUGAAAACCAGAACUUAUGGACAAGAAUUUAACAUCAAUGGACCGGAAAAUGGAGGUGACCCAGUGUACAAAAUAAAACCAAGCCUAGUUGCUGAGUUGUACGGCGACUGGAUCAUGCCAUUGACAAAGGAAGUUCAAGUUGAGUAUCUUCUAAGAAGACUGGAUUAGAAAGAAAAAAGAACAUCUGCUGUAAGUCAUCUAACUUAUACGAGUAUUGAAUUAUAUGCACAAAUAUUAUAUUGUUCCACCAGAGAUGGACAUCUGUGGAUGCAGAUGACUAUAAAUAUAAAAUAUGUAUGGUGGUUUUCGGAAGUGGGACUCGGUUUCUUACAGUGAUUUCUUGCAUUGUAAAUCAACAUUGAUUGAGGUGGUGAAAGAAGUAAACUGUGAUUCUUUGCCUAAGAAUAUGUCUGAUAACUUGUUGUAAUUUAUGAUUUAUAGUCCUUGAGAAUGUAGAAGAGAGAUGUACUUUUGUGUAAUGAACAUUAUAAGCUGGUCUUUUCCAAUGAAUUCCCAUGUUGUUUCUGUCA
Molecule: messenger RNA, 713 nt
Organism: Nicotiana tabacum (common tobacco)
Lineage: Eukaryota; Viridiplantae; Streptophyta; Magnoliopsida; Solanales; Solanaceae
Source: RefSeq, a predicted model, not a curated record